ACACCCCGCAGUGAGCAACUCGUCCAGAAUUACCGGGAUUACUCAGUUCAAACAACAUGGGGUAAUUGACCUGUAAAUUCGACAAAAGGCGAUCGAGGGCUGACAGCGGCAUUAUGAUUUUAUCGCCCUUUUCGAGAUGUUCCUUGUUGAUGACGGAAACAGGGUAACAACGGUAAAGCUGCUCAAAGGAACUAGAAUUACUGCUAGGUUCUUCAGGAUCGCUGCCAGGCUCUUCGGGCUUACAUCCAAGUUCUUCAACAUAUCCACCACGGAAUCCGGAAUCACUGACAUGAUCUUCUGAAGAAUUCCUACUAAGUUCUUCAAUAUAUUCGCCAUAGAAGUCGGAAUCACUGACAUGAUCUUCAGAAGAAUUACUACUAUGGUCUUCAGAAGAACUACUGCUAUAGUCUGCGAAGGAUUCACCGACAUCUUCAGAAUCAGAUGAAUCUCUGCUGUAGUCUGCAGCAUCAACAAAGUCGUCAUCAGAUGAAUCGCUGAAGUAGCCUUCAGAAAUCAUAUUUACUGCGUCCAUGAAGUCGCAGCUGGAUCGUCUCCUUGUGAUUUUGAUGGAUAGAUUGGCUGAGGUAAUUCUGGUUUCUUGCGGCCUAAGGAACUGAGACUCUAAACAGCUAGGGCAAAGAAUAGUGCUUUGUCUGAUGCGAAUUGAUGAGAUGUCUGAAAACGAAUGCGGCCUCCCUUGUACUUAUACACAAUUCAAAACCAAAUCCUGUAAGGAUAAGAAAACCCUAAUCUCACUGGAGAACCCUAAUAUUUGAAGAAAAAAGAGAAUGAAGUCUUAAUCUUAGCCGUCCAUAAUCCUUUAAUUGGUAGCUAAUCUUCUAAUCGUAGCCGUUCGUAAUUCUUUUAGGGCUUUUCGCCAUCUGAUAAUUAAGUAGCUAAACAAACCUGGUAUGGAAGGUGCGGUGGUGGAUUAUUUCACUAAGUUAUUUGAUUCAAAUGGUGGGGAAAAUUUAAAUAUGGUGUUGGACCACAUUACACCCAGAGUUACCGAUGCGAUGAAUGCUGAUCUUCUUCUUAUUGUCUCCAAUGAGGAAGUUAAGGAAGCACUGUUUCAAAUGCAUCGGACCAAGUCCCCAGGUCCGGAUGGCAUGUCUCCUGGAUUCUACCAGAAACAUUGGGAUGUGGUAGGCGUUGAUGUUUAUGAUGUCGUUCGUUCGAUGCUGCAGUCAGGUUGCAUGCUCUGCAAAAUUGACUAUACGCAUGUUACCCUGAUUCCGAAAGUAAAGAAUCCAACGGAGAUGUCUCAAAUGCGUCCCAUCAGUUUCAAUCAAGGAUAGAUAGAAAGUCAACUGUUGUAAUCCUAUAUAUUAGGCACCUUCUUGUAUACUGCCUAUUAUGAAUGAAUAACCAAAUUCACAGAACGCUCAAUUUCAAGAUGGUACCAGAGCACCGAUCCUGGUGACUCUAAAACCCAAAUACGCUUCCGCCACGACAAGUGUCCACAACACAUAUUCCUUCCAACAAGCAACGCCACCAUAGCAAUGGCAGAAUCAACUAUUUCUUCCAGCAAACCAGUGAUCAAACCAGUCGAGAACUCUACUGAGAUCUCUGACCCAUAUGCACUGCAUCAUUCGGAUCAUCCGAAUCUUGUUCUUGUCUCCAAACCACUGGAAGGAGAUAAUUACAGUACAUGGAGUCGUGCCAUGCGCAUCAGUCUAAGCGCGAAGAACAAGAUUGGCUUCAUCACAUAAGACAUUGAAGCACCAGCAGAAACCGAUCCAAACUUCCCUUCAUGGCAGCGCUGCAACGACAUGGUAAUAUCCUGGAUCCUAAAUUCUGUACACUCAGAUAUUGGGAACAGCGUCAUGUACACAAACACGGCAGCGAAGGUCUGGGAAGAAUUAAGAGAACGUUUCUCUCAAGGAAACGACUCGAGGAUUUACCAAAUAAAAAGGGACAUCGUGGAGCAUAGACAAGGGCAGCAGUCAGUUGCUGUCUAUUACACUAAAUUGAAGGCUAUGUGGGAUGAACUUUCCUCCUACAACGAGGCUGCAACCUAUUCUUGUGGAGGAUUGGAAACGCUCAGAAAGAGAGAAGAUAAGGAAAAAGUCAUGCAAUUCCUCAUGGGAUUGAAUGACAACUAUUCAGCCAUUCGUGGCCAAAUUCUUUUGAUGCAGCCCCUCCCUGAUACAAGGCGGGUUUAUUCUCUCGUUCUCCAACAAGAAAAGCAAGUUGAAGUGUCUCACAAUCGAGAUAGCAUCAGCCAUCAUGCCAUGCACGCUGCGAAUAAUGGAGAAUUGACAAAUCAAGCACAUCAGGCUCAGAAAAGGAGAACUCCACUCCACUGCUCCUACUGUGAUCAGGACAGACAUAGCAUUGAAACAUGCUAUUAUUUAAAUGGUUUCCCUCCCGGCCACAAGUUCCAUGGGAAAAAUGUCAAACCUCCCAACCAAAGACGUUCCAAUGCCAAUCAUGCAAAGGCGACAGACGCAAACAAACCUGCAGACAGCAGCUCCAAGUCCUCUUCCUCUAUUGAUGGUCCAAGGUUUACCACUGAAGAAUACAACCAAAUCAUGGCAAUGCUUCGGAAAAACAACGAUGGUAACGCACACCACUUCGCGAAUGUUGCAGGACGCGUCUACGAGGAGGAUGAUUGGCCUGGGCAAGCGACAUAACGACCUCUAUUACCUCACACCAGAACAGAACCCUAAGCUCGCCUACAACAUCCUCCACCAUUCCAACCUUUGGCACCAACGACUAGGACACCCAUCCAUUGGACCCCUCCAAGUUCUUUCAAAAACGACCUCAGACAUCCAUUUUGAUUCAAAGCAUGUGUGUGAAAUUUGCCCUUUAGCAAAACAAACUCGCUUGUCAUUUCCAUCCAGUUAUAUUUCUACACUUGCACCUUUUGAUUUAAUCCAUUGUGAUAUUUGGGGACCCCAUCGAAUAAAUUCACAUUCCGGUGCUCGUUAUUUCUUAACAAUUAUUGAUGAUUUCACUAGAUAUACAUGGAUUCACCUUAUGAAAUUCAAAUCCGAGACACAAACACUAUUGCAAUCAUUUAUUUCUUGGGUACAAACACAAUUCAAUUGCAUAAUUAAAACUCUUCGAGCCGACAAUGGCCCAGAAUUUGUCUCCAUGCAUCCAUUCCUUGAAAGCAAAGGUAUCAAUUUUCACCAUUCUUGUCCAUCAACCCCACAACAAAACGGGGUUGUCGAGAGAAAGCACCGUCAUCUUCUAAAUGUCGGUCGAGCUCUUCGUUUUCAAGCUAACCUACCAUUAGAAUUUUGGGGAGAAAGCAUACAAACUGCUUGCUAUUUAAUUAAUCGAUUACCAACACCUCUACUUUCCCAUCAAACACCAUAUGAACUCCUUUAUAAAAUGGCACCCACAUACACACACCUACGUUGCUUUGGGUGCCUAUGCUAUGCUACCAACCUUUUGCCCAUGCAUAAAUUUGACCAACGAGCACGUCGUUGCAUUUUUGUAGGAUACCCUCUAGGUCAAAAGGGAUAUAGGGUUUAUGACCUCUCUACACGCAAAUUCUUUUCAUCCAGGGAUGUUGUUUUCUAUGAACAUAUAUUUCCUUUUGAAACUCUACCACCUCAGUCCCAACCUGAUGCCACAGUCCUUCCCACACCACAACUCCUAGACUUUGAUAACAACCCUACACACUUCCCCACGCCAAGCCCUAAUGAGCCUAUAGCUGCAUCCCCAACCAUCCAUGCCUUUGAUAUCCCUCAUUCACUAGCACCACCUACCUCAGCCCCACCUACUCCAGCGCCACCCACUUCAGCGUCUACCUUAAACACCCCAUCGCCAUCAUCUCCACCACUUGGCUUGUAGCCGACACCACCACCAAACCCCCCACUUCGUCAUUCUUCACGUGUACCCAAACCCAAUGUUCGACUUCACGAUUUCCACCUUUACCAUGCAUCCACUGUCGCCCCCA
This is a messenger RNA of Malus domestica (apple), 3913 nucleotides long. The record is from RefSeq and is a predicted model, not a curated record. NCBI's taxonomy places the organism in Eukaryota, Viridiplantae, Streptophyta, Magnoliopsida, Rosales, Rosaceae.